Nothobranchius furzeri (turquoise killifish) is the source of this 2118-nucleotide messenger RNA. It is a transcript of the gene pdss1, whose product is annotated as prenyl (decaprenyl) diphosphate synthase, subunit 1. NCBI's taxonomy places the organism in Eukaryota, Metazoa, Chordata, Actinopteri, Cyprinodontiformes, Nothobranchiidae. Gene Ontology annotation, biological process: ubiquinone biosynthetic process; isoprenoid biosynthetic process. Gene Ontology annotation, cellular component: mitochondrion; transferase complex. The record is from RefSeq and is a predicted model, not a curated record. Gene Ontology annotation, molecular function: prenyltransferase activity.
AGUGAUUUCCGGUUCCGCCUACGUACAACAGCGGUCCCGGUCCCGAUGCGUGCACCUCGUAAAGAUGGCGGGGUCUUGGUGGAGGGUUUGUGGGAGGUGGAGUACAAGCUGUACGAGCACGAAUGUCUCCGACACCCUGCGGUGUUUUAGCGGUAUGUCUACGGGCGCCUCCGGGUCUGGUUUGAGCCGGGCGUCCUGGAGCUCCGGCCCGGGGAACGAGAGAAUGCCUUUGCUAUCUGCACAGACCCACUCCACUGCUCUCCAUCUACAUCCGUUAAUAAUCAGACAGAACUCAAGGUUUCUGUAUCCCACACUGUCCUGCUGUUGCAGGGCGACACACAGCGAUGUAAAGCUCAAAGACCCUUUUAUGUUAGCCCAGAAAGACUUGAAAUGCUUAUACGAUGACAUCAAAAAGGAGAUGUUUGUAUCCAAACAAGAACUGAAGCAUCUGUGCGACUACUAUUUUGAUGGCAAGGGAAAGGCCAUUCGACCGAUUAUAGUCAUCCUGAUGGCUCGUGCUCUGAACAUCCACAGCAACCAAGCUGGAGAUCUCCUCCCAGGACAAAGGGCAAUAGCUAUGAUUUCCGAGAUGAUUCACACUGCAAGCUUGGUGCACGAUGAUGUAAUCGAUGGAUCGGAUGAGCGAAGAGGAAAAAGAUCAAUUAAUGAUGUCUGGGGGGAGCGAAAGGCUAUCUUAGCAGGAGAUUUCAUCCUGUCAGCGUCCACUAUGGUUUUAGCUCGGAUCGGUAACAGCACAGUGAUCAAAUUGCUCUCACAGGUGAUAGAAGACCUGGUGCGAGGCGAAUUCAUGCAGCUGGGCUCCAAAGAGAACCAAAACGAGAGAUUCAAACACUACCUUGAGAAAACCUUCAAGAAGACGGCGAGUCUAAUAGCGCACAGUUGUAAAGCAGUUUCUCUUCUGGUAAACUCGGACCCAGAUGUUCAUGAAAUAGCCUACCAGUACGGCAAAAACGUUGGCAUCGCCUUUCAGCUCGUGGACGAUGUUUUGGACUUCACAUCAGGAGCCAACCAGCUGGGGAAACCUGCAGCUGCUGACCUGAAACUGGGUUUAGCGACUGGACCGGUUCUGUUUGCGUGUGAGCAGUUUCCUGAGCUUCAUGCAAUGAUCAUGAGACGUUUCAGCUCCAAAGGAGACGUGGACCGAGCCUGGGAGUUUGUCCUUCAGAGUGACGGCGUGCAGCAGACCACCUUUUUGGCCCGGCGGUACUGUGAUGAAGCCAUCAGACAUAUCAGUUUGCUCCGGCCGUCCCCCGAGAGGGACGCCCUCAUCAGGCUCACGGAGAUUGUGCUCAGCAGAGACAAAUAAACCUCCGCCACUCGCCUUCUCCUCAGGCAGCUGCAUCAUGGAAGAGGAACCAGCUCCGUUACGCCUGACCAAACGCACCUGGGGGUGGACUAGACGUCCAGGAGGAGCGCUGAGUAUCACUGUACGACUCAAAAAGGCCCAGAAUCGGCACCAAACAUGGACUUACAGGGACGUCGGCCAUUUUUAAGUGUUAAUGUAGAAGUUACUUAGUUUUCUGAACUCUAACCGGAGUGAUGAGCUAACGGCUAGUCCAAACUAGUGUAGCAGCCAUCUUUAAAAAAAAUAAACUCAGUGCUUGAACAUUUUGCAGCUUUUUUCCUCAACACUGUUUACAAGCUAAAUGCUAAAUGUAGCACUUCCUGUGCAGGUUUUCUUUUUGUUGCCAGUGACAAUAUGAACUAUGAAAUUCUGUUGGUCUGUCUUGGCUGCUCAGACUAGCCGUUAGCUCAUCAGCCUGGACAGAUGGGAUCCGUUUUUGUACCACGGGUGAGCUAGUUUCCAUUUUUAUUCCACAGAAAAACACUUGAAAAUGUUUGGAAAUCCUCGUUAAUCUUAUUGUGAAAUAUGUUUGGCGUUAUGGUUUGUAAUGAUGCAGUUUGGUGUUAUGAAACGGCACUGACCGGGUCACCUUAAACCUUUACUGUCAGCACUGUAAGUGGCGUCUCGGAUUGGCUAGCAGAGCUGGACGUGAGGUCCGUCCACGUCGCGAAAGGCCAAACAUUUGUGUUCUUGUAUCAACCUUGGCCUUAUCAAUAACAUUUUAUUAAAAUCUUUUUAUCUCCAGAAAAACA